CCUACGCCUCUAAUCAGUCACCCCCCUAAACCCUCCAUUAAAAGACCAAAGCCAAAUACAGCACAAAAAUUUUAUUUACCCUUCUCAACAACCUUAACCCACCGCCUAACUCUAUCUCUCCCCUCCUUUCCUCCUCUCGCUCUCUCUCUCUCUCUCUCUCUCUCUCUCUCUUAAACCCUCAUCACCCGCUUUUGCAGCUCUUCCUUCUGUCCCAAAAAACACCUUCUCCUUAACCAAAGCCUAAGAAACCAAAAAAAAAAAAACCCCGAAACUAAACAAAAACAAGUAAACCCAUUUUAUUUGUUUCUAUUUUUCUCAAAUCUACCAGGACCCAGAAAGAAUAGAGUAAAUUUCAGAUCUCCACCGCUCGAUGUGGCGGCCGCGUGCUAAAUCGACAGUUAAGAUUCGCGACACCCCGUCUUCUCCUUUCUCUUUCUCCACUUUCAAAGACAUCCAAAAUCUUUGCAUAGAGGAUCAUCCCUCCAGUCCCAUAAAAAAAUCCUCCUCCAUUUUCCACCGGGUCCGGCUCGCCACCACCUUCCUCCGCUCCCUCACAUUAUCCUUAUCCGAGCCAGAACACAAUGCCACUCCAGCUCAUAACAAAACGACAACACCAUCGCUUCAAGAACAACCUCUUAUCACAAUCCCGGGUGCCGACAAACGAAUUGUCGUCUACUACACAAGCCUACGUGUGGUUCGUUCAACAUUUGAAGACUGCAAGACCGUGCAAUCUAUCCUACGUGGAUUCCGCGUUUUAAUCGACGAACGAGAUCUCUCAAUGGACUCAAGUUUUUUAAACGAGUUAAACCAGAUCUUUUCCGGCGGUGGUAAUUGUGGUCGGAAGCUGACAUUGCCACGUGUCUUUAUCGGAGGGAGAUACAUGGGUGGAGCCGAAGAAAUCAGACAGUUAAACGAAUCAGGUGAGCUCAAGAAAUUUAUAGAAGGAUUGCCUGUGGUGGAUUCUGGUGUUUGUGACGUGUGUGGUGGUUAUAGGUUUAUUUUAUGUGGUCAAUGUAGUGGGAGUCAUAAGUUGUAUAUAGAGAAAGCUGGGUUUAAAUCCUGUACGGCUUGUAAUGAGAAUGGUUUGAUCAGGUGCCCUUCUUGUGCUGUCUAAUUUUUAUUUUCUUUUCUUUUUUUUCUUCAAAUUAGAAGGUUUGUCGUUAUUUUUCUUGGGCUAAUCUUAGUUUAUAGGGUUUUUUUUCGGUUUUUGGUAUUAUGAGAUAAGUUUUUUGUUAUCUUGUAAUGUAAUAACCUUAAAAUCAAAGUUAGGAAGCUAACGUUAUAUUAUAAUUAUAAAUUAAGACUACUUCUUUC
Populus nigra (black poplar) is the source of this 1314-nucleotide messenger RNA. RefSeq lists its product as uncharacterized. The transcript has a single exon. The record is from RefSeq and is a predicted model, not a curated record. Bases 371 to 1114 code for a protein of 247 amino acids. NCBI's taxonomy places the organism in Eukaryota, Viridiplantae, Streptophyta, Magnoliopsida, Malpighiales, Salicaceae.